Pectinophora gossypiella (pink bollworm) is the source of this 2190-nucleotide messenger RNA. RefSeq names its product Bardet-Biedl syndrome 2 protein homolog. The coding region runs from base 1 to 2145 and encodes 714 amino acids. NCBI's taxonomy places the organism in Eukaryota, Metazoa, Arthropoda, Insecta, Lepidoptera, Gelechiidae. The transcript has 11 exons. Gene Ontology annotation, molecular function: protein binding. Gene Ontology annotation, cellular component: motile cilium; membrane; neuron projection. The record is from RefSeq and is a predicted model, not a curated record. Gene Ontology annotation, biological process: non-motile cilium assembly.
AUGCAGAUAUCUACGGUUCAACCGGUGUUCAAGUUAGAACUAAACCACAAAGUAACGCCUGGCAUUGUGACGAUAGCAAAGUAUGAUGGCACACACCUUUGCCUCACUGCGUGUGCUGGUUAUGAUAAAAUAAUAAUCCAUCAUCCACACGGGGCGGUAGCGAGCGGCCGCGCACAGCGAUCGCAGGCGCACGGUGAAGUCUCAGAACUAAACCUCAGUCAAGCAGUCAUCGCACUCGCGUCCGGGCCGCUUAAACCUGACGUGGCGAGAGACAUGCUGCUUAUUGGCUCGCCAACGCAGAUAUUAGCUUACGACGUCCACGACAACACUGACUUGUUCUUCAAGGAGGCGCCGGACGGAGUAAACGUUAUAAUUGCGGGUAGUUUCGGCAAACACCACGAGACGCUUGCGAUUGUGGGGGGCAACAGUUCCGUUCUGGGACUCAACUGGGAGGGGGGAGAGGUCUUUUGGAAUGUGGUCAGCGGGAAGGUCUUCUCCAUGAUCGCGUUCGAUUUCGACAAGGAUGGCGAGAAUGAGCUGCUGAUAGGCUGUGAGGACUCGUACAUCCGGGUGCUGAAGAACAACCAGUUCGUGGUCGAGCUGGCGGAGACGGGCCCCGUGCUUUGCCUCACGCCGGUCACCGACGUUCGGUUCGCGUACGGUCUCGCUAACGGAACCAUUGGUAUUUACGAGGAGGGGAUCCGCUUGUGGAGGGUUAAGUCCAAACAAAACGCACUCUCUCUCCAAUGGUCAGGCGAGACGCUGGCAUGUUGCUGGAAUAACGGUCGCGUGGACUGGCGGGACGGCGUCUCGGGCCGGGUGCUGCGCCGCGUGCAGAUGAGAGCCGCCGCCGCCGCCAUGUUGUUGUCGGACUACCGCUCUGUGGGCGCGCCUGACCUCGUCUGCGUCUCCGAUAAGGGAGAAGUUCUGGGGUACUCUCCACACCAAGAAGAGACAGGCUUCAACGCAGCUAAGAAACUGCCCUCAGAAGAAGAUCGGCUGGCCAUCACGGAGUUGUUUAAUAAGAAGCAAGCUCUGACAGUUGAGCUGCAGCAUUACGAAGCCAACGCCAGUUCGGCUACCAACAGCCUGGAUGAGAGACCAGCCACUGCCAUGCCUACCAAUACUAGACUGCAAGUUGCUGUUACGCCUGUGCCUGAUGAGGGUUCUCUAGGCCUGGCGAUAUCAACGAACAACGAGACGGUAGUCCGCGCGGCGCUGGUUUUAGCAGAGGGUAUAUUCGAGACGGGCGAGACACUAGCGCGGCACCCGCCAGCAAGCGAGUUGCGGUCCUUACUGCAUGUGUCGCUGCGCCCGCCGAGGGAUGUGCCCGUUGAUGUGCAUAUUAAGGCCCUAGUUGGUUAUGCUGACAGUGAACAGUUCCACAUUUUCGAGCUAACUAAACAGUUGCCCAGAUUUUCUAUGUACACUCUUGCCCCUCCUAGCUUGGCCAAGCAUAGACACGAGAGCUAUGUUACAUUUAGAAUCACUGAAAGAGUCCAGAGAAUUUGUAUUUGGAUCAACCAGAACUUUUUAUUAGAGCAAGAAGUAGAAUUACAAAGCGAGGAAGCAAAGGAGCUCCAUAUUGGUUUUAUUUGCUUGAGGGACAAGUCUCAGUUAGACAUGGAUUUUGGGCCAGAUGGACAAGUAAAGAUUUCUACACCUGAUAUACGGUUGGCUGGCGAUUUGAUACAGAGCUUGGGUAUUUAUCUUAACUUGUCUGAUUUACAGUCCGUGGCACAAUUUCCUGAAGCGGAAAAGAAACUACGUGAAGAAAUGGAAAAUGCAUCUCAACUCGGAGAAAUGAGGUCUCGACUAGCUGCUGAAACUGCCGAGCGUGCACAGUUGAUUACCGCUCUAUUACCUGCUGCGCAAGAUGCGGCUUCUUUUGAUUUGAAAGAAAUGCUCAAUCGUUACAAGGAAGUGGUCAUGCUGAAUGAGGAGUUACUGACAGGCUGCCACAUCAGGAGCUCCACACAAGAGCAGGCUGUCGCUUCGCUGAAAAGCUUACACAGAGUGUUACAACAAGCUGCACGGCUUAGGGUGGGAAAGCACAGCAAGGCGGUGGUAGCCGCUAGCAGAAAAGCUGUACGUGAUGACAACGUAGACGCUCUAGUCAAGAUCCUGCAAGUUGGGGACUCUUAAAUCAAAGACAAAUUAUAUUGUGAUUAUGAUAAAAAAAUAAUUUAA